This is a messenger RNA of Perca fluviatilis (European perch), 3241 nucleotides long. It is a transcript of the gene ap5m1, whose product is annotated as adaptor related protein complex 5 subunit mu 1. The coding region runs from base 143 to 1621 and encodes 492 amino acids. The transcript is spliced from 8 exons. Gene Ontology annotation, biological process: endosomal transport. Lineage: Eukaryota; Metazoa; Chordata; Actinopteri; Perciformes; Percidae. The record is from RefSeq and is a predicted model, not a curated record. Gene Ontology annotation, cellular component: cytosol; late endosome; lysosome.
CGUUAAUCAAAUUCAUACAGUGUUCUCUUAAUACAUCCAUGAUACAGUGAGCAAUAUCUCUGAACUCCACGAUAAGAUGCGAAUAUUAAUAUUGAAGUCACAGAAUAGUCUGUAAAUUGAAGACAUCAGUGCAGCCGGACAAAUGAGUGUGCGUGCUUUGUGGAUUAUUUCUCACGAGAAUAAGGGAGAAAAUGUGUCAAUACGCUUUACAAGGAGGUUUGCUACUGUGGAGCACCGUGCAAAGAUCCUGGCAGGUUCCUCAUAUAGAGCAGUCCCAGAAGACAACACUGUGCUGCAGCUCCUGCUCACUGAGUUGGGGCUUUCAGAGUCAGACAAAUCCUAUGUAGCUCUCAGAGAUGAUUGCCUUCAUCGUCAGCGACUACCAGCCCUGGAGCUGCGGGUAGAUGGUCCUGGAAAGGGAUUUCUUUGGCCAGUGUUGGUCAUCUCCCACGGGCCUCUUACCCUAGCUUGCCUGCCUUUAGUGGAUGUCCCUGCAGAGCCACGGCCACCCCUUGCCAGCCUGCUGUCUGUCUCCCAGGGCCUCACACUCUUGGCAGGUCUGCAGACUUUUCUCCUCGGCUCAGGGGGUAAGCCUGAUAGCGAGGGGCUGGCCUCUCGCCUGGCGAUGCUGCCCUCUGUACUCUUGCAGGUUUGUCCACUUGGCACACCCCUGGAUGUUCCACUACUGGGGGCACCUGCUACACCCACAGUGCCCACUCCUGCGGGGAACCAGAAGCAGCCAGCCUGGAAGACGGGGCUCCACCGCGGUCGAGCUGUGGUGAACGUAGCACUGAUAGAAACAGUGCGCUCCAUGCAGUAUGGUAACCGGAGCAGACAGGACCUGUGGGAUGUUUAUGGCACUGUGACAUGCAAAUGUGAAGUGGAAGGGGUGCUCCCAAAUGUAACAGUGACCCUCACACUGCCACCAAAUGGUUCUCCACUACAGGACAUCCUGGUCCAUCCUUGUGUCACCUCACUGGAUUCUAGUAUCCUGACUGCCAGCAGUGUGGAUAACUGUGAUGGCUCAGCUUUCUCUGGGCCAUAUAAAUUCCCCUUCUCUCCUCCUCUGGAGCCUUUCAGACUAUGCAGCUAUACAUCUCAGGUCCCCGUUCCACCUAUCCUUGGUUCGUAUCAACUGAGGGAAGAAGAGAACCAGCUGCGUGUGUCAGUAACCCUUAAACUUCAUGAGAGUGUGAAGAACAGCUUUGAAUACUGUGAAGCACACCUGCCAUUCUUUAACAGGGAUCAGAUGGGUGUUGUGGAUGUAAAGGUGAGCGCCGGACAACUGGACGUUUCAAAGGAGAAGAACCUGUUGGUCUGGGGCCUGGGACAAAAGUUCCCUAAAUGUCGUGAGGUCACAAUGGAGGGCAAGAUCAGCUUUUCUGGGCCGACACCAGGACCUACUGACCCCCUCUGCACAGAACUUACAGCCUAUAUCAAAUUGUAUUUCAAAGUGCCUGACAUGACGCUCUCUGGGUGCUGUGUGGACCAGCAUUCAGUGCAGGUUUAUUCCUCUGCCAAACCACGGAUUGUAACAUCCCGAGAACUUCAAUCCAAAGAGUACUUCAUAUGGAAUUCAACAGGAACUGCUCCGGUAGCCUCUGGGCAGAUGAUGCUGUAGCAUGGAUACAUGAAGAACAGCACGGUGGAAAAGUGCUCAGUUCACUAUGCUGUAACAGGACUGAAGACUGUCAAGCAUAUACAGUGAUCCAGGCCAGAUAUGUGACCCUGUAAAUUGAAAUUGUUACUAUCCUGUUGUUACUGCAGAUCUUACAAAUGAUAGGACAUAUACAUAACAGUCAAAAUUAUUGUUAUCAAACAAUUACAUGUAAAAGACCUAAUCAUAUUGCUUUCACUGAUCCUUUUUUUUUUUUUAAAUACCUGCCUCUGUCAUCCGACUUCUUUUAUCCCCCAACCUUCACCCUUCCUCAAAUUUAUCCCAUUGCUGACACAAGGGCCACCCCUCGCUCUGACAGUCCCACUUCAGUGACUCUCCAUCAGCCGGAUAAUUAGCAGCUGGGGCCUUGUCAUCAGCUGUUGUGGGCCUGGAGGAGAGGGGUGGCUGGGUUGUGAAAGGCCAGGCUGCUCUGGCCAGUGUCUUGGCUACUAAAGGCUCCUCUUUUAGAGCUGGCAGGAGUCCUCGCCCCCUCCACCAGUCACUCCCCCACCCUUUUGACCCCAUCCCCGCCCUGUCAACUAGUGGCUAGUUCAAACACUCAACCUCUCCAGCCAGACUGUGAUUGAGCGCUGACCCUCUGGCCCUCUGAGGAUUUAAAGCAGGCGCUCGCAUUCAGCAAACAGGACCUGCCUAAUUGGUGAAAAAGUCACAAGGAUGGGAGUGGUUGGGUCGCCUCUUAAGGUUGCAUAGGUGCCUUAACUUAAUUAAUGUGUAUUAUUUUGAUCUUAAUUGUUGUAACACAAGUGUCAGUGCAGACAUCCCUUUAUAAUCAAUACUUAAUUAUGAUGAAAUUAUUUAAAGAGGGGCAUGUGGUUCCACUGGUUUCUCACUGUUAACUAUUGUUUUACCUGAACUGUGAUGAGUUUCAUACUAACUGUUAUAUUUUUACUAUUAAAGCUCCACCUCAGUGUAUUAAGGUAAAUGAAUAACCAGCCGAUGAAGGGUUAAAUCAGAUGAAAUGGUGCCCCACUAUUCCACAGCAGCCAGACUCCUCUGAGUGCCCUCAUUGUCUGCUGUUGGCCUCUUGUGCCCCUUGCUGGUCCAAAUGCUACAUUCUCACGUGGAUUUCCACUCUGAAGGCUGACCAUGACAAAUCCUCUGUCAAUUGGAACCAAUUGCUCACACGGCAUCCUUCACCUUCUUUUUAUGUAGCAGUACGGAGUGGCAGACACCGAGACCUCUCGGCUCUCCCCCUCCACGAUGAUUUGGCUUUAAGGCCCAGUGUGUGUGGCUAGCGAACUGGAAAAGGAGAAGUUUUUUGAAGAGUUGGGGCACUCUAAAUCUCCUCAGUAUCCCAAUAUGUGGUCAGUCUGGCUCCUCAAGUCUGCAGUCAGUGGCCUCUCACUGGCAGACUUUGUUGGUUGAUUGAAUGACUUGCUAAGACUUGCUCAUUUUAAUGUGUUGCUCUGCUCCAGUGCCUUCAACUCAUACCUUUCGGUCUUUAAGUCUACAGUGUUUUUCAGAAUCAAAUUUAAAUUAAUCAUUUAUUUAUUUCAUGAUUGUUGAUUAACACAACAAUAAUCUUCAAAAUAACACAGGCCAAAAUAAAUUUGUGAAAGUAAA